Messenger RNA from Salmo salar (Atlantic salmon), 1480 nucleotides. Lineage: Eukaryota; Metazoa; Chordata; Actinopteri; Salmoniformes; Salmonidae. The record is from RefSeq and is a predicted model, not a curated record.
CAAGCCAAGUAUAAGGGAGUUAUACUCCAGUCUAGUAGGUGGCGGUAAUGCAACAUGUAUUGGAUGCCAGCCCGCCGAUAAUCCUCAUCGAAGAAGAAGAAUAGCAGUGGUGGCAUGCUUGAAGGUUAGCGACAUAUUUAACGAAAUACAAUAAUAACUACUAGUGACACACAUACUGAGUAGCAAGGUAUACCAUUAUCGUGUAGAACAUGGUAACAUAUCAACAUUGGAUAUAACAAAGCCAGUCCACACGUCGCGGUGAUUCCAGCUAGCUAUGGCCAGCCUGUCCAACUACGCUGUGCGUAUGGCACGUCUCAGCGCACGUAUCUUUGGGGAUGUGGCGCGUCCGACGGACAACAAGUCCAUGAAGGUGGUCCAGCUGUUCAAGGAGCCGCCCAUGGCCCAGAAAAAGGAGGUGUACGACUGGUACCCUCAACACAAGAUCUACUAUGCCCUUACACAGAAGCUACGGUACAUGGGACUCUUCAGAGAUGAGCACGAGGACUUCAAGGAGGAGAUGCGGCGGUUGAGGAAACUACGAGGCAAGGGGAAACCCAAGAAGGGCGAAGGAAAGAGAGCCACCAAGAAGAAAUAAGCACUUCCUUUCCCUGUCAUAUAGGACCUAUGGGUAAACCCAGCCUUUCCCUGUCAUAUAGAACCUAUGGGUAAACCCAGCCUUUCCCUGUCAUAUAGAACCUAUGGGUAAACCCAGCCUUUCCCUGUCAUAUAGGACCUAUGGCUAAACCCAGCCUUUCCCUGUCAUAUAGAACCUAUGGUUAAACCCACCUUUCCCUGUCAUAUAGGACCUAUGGCUAAACCAGCCUUUCCCUGUCAUAUAGGACCUAUGGGUAAACCCAGCCUUGCCCUGUCAUAUAGAACCUAUGGGGAAUCACAACAGGCCUCGUUUGCUUUGGGACACCAGAGGAAUGGCCUCCCUAACUGUGUUCACAUCGGUAACAUGUGACCCCACUCAGGAUGUUCAUAUUAAAUGGACCCUUGUAACAGCUGAUGAUGAUGAUGAUGAUGUGUUGAGAGGAUCCUUUCAUAUCCCAUCACAGAACAUCCUGUCUGACAAGUGACCAGUCUUUGAUCGCUGUGUGUUUGGUACAUAAAACAUUUCUGUUCAUUGCUUUACAAGAUGUUUCAUUUAGGUUUCAAUUGUAUCCGCGUUGUUAGCAGCUUUCCGUUCUCAUACCAUCUGUACAGUGAAUAGGUGAAGGAGACCUGGAGGGCAUCAGUACAUGUCAUUGUGAUGCUAGUAUGUUCCUAUUGGCUGAGCCAAAGCUGCUGAUUUUACAUCUGUUCUGAGUAACACCAGGUGUCAUGAAUAAAAUACUGUCAACAAAUCUGCUGAGAUGUGUAGGAGGACUCUCUCCAUUUUGUGACUGGUUUAUUGCCAUGUAAGUACUGUGUUAUACAAUGUUGUUAAUAGUGACUUAGUGUAACUACAGGAAACCCAUUAAAACCUGUUCUGACCUGA